AUGCUGCAUUUAAAUUUAAGUACACAACUGUAUCUGCGCGAGUACGCGCCGGACGAGGGGCCGCCGCGCGAGGAAUGGCGCCGGCCGGAGUGGGGGAACCGCGGUCGCCUGCCCCAGGUGGACCGCAGCCCCUCCCGGCGGAGCCCGUACCUCGCGCGCGAUGAGGAGCCCUCGCCGGCGCCCGACGAGCGGGGCCGCUCCGCCUCGGCGGGCGCCCACCACCGCGCGCGCCCGCGCCCCCUACGCUACCAGUCCCUCGAGCGGGAGUACGACCGCUCGUACGCCCCGCCGCCCGAGGAGGAGUACUACCGCCGCGAGCCGCCGCUCUUCCUCGGCGAACUGCAGUCGCAGAACUCGGACCUGCAGCGCGAGCUCGGCAACCUCAAGAAGGAGCUCGAACUGACCAACCAGAAGCUCGGCUCCAGCAUGCACAGCAUAAAGACCUUCUGGAGCCCCGAGCUGAAGAAGGAGCGCGCGCUGAGGAAGGAGGAGAGCGCCAAGUACAGCCUGAUCAACGACCAACUUAAGCUGCUCAACCAGGAGAACCAAUUUGUACAGAAACAAAGGAGACGGAUCAUCUGCCUGCAAGCCUGUUUGCGUCCCCUGCUGAACAUUGGCCCUUCCCACAGACUGCCACGAAGCACGAUCCUGAGCCACCUGCAUCUCGACUUCCCGCACAUU
Molecule: messenger RNA, 681 nt
Organism: Iphiclides podalirius (scarce swallowtail)
Lineage: Eukaryota; Metazoa; Arthropoda; Insecta; Lepidoptera; Papilionidae
Source: the annotation of a GenBank genome assembly